This is a messenger RNA of Poecilia reticulata (guppy), 2921 nucleotides long. The record is from RefSeq and is a predicted model, not a curated record. NCBI's taxonomy places the organism in Eukaryota, Metazoa, Chordata, Actinopteri, Cyprinodontiformes, Poeciliidae.
UUUAACCUAAUGUAACCCAGAAGUUGUCUCCGAACCUGCGGCGCCGAGUCUCCUCAGCUCCGUCUAUGUGCUGGAACAGCCGCAGCCCGUGGGUGGAAAACAGCCCAGGUUUAAAGCGGCCGUGGCUCCAGAACCACUGAAUUAUCCCGGAUUCAGUGAUAAAACGUGAUGUUUCAUGUUGGGAACCUUUUCCAGCGGCGGGUUUGGCUGGAGGGAACCGAAAUGAGAGCGGAGUCAGGGGAACAGAUUGGGUCUCUGAGUUGGCGCCAGGACGUAGACGGAUCCUGCCGUCGUGGAAAAAAGUUUGCUUUUAUCAGCCCUGGGCAGGAUCGACUGGAGGAUUUUAAUCGAACUUCAUGAAGUUUGUUUACCACUAAUUAGCCGCAUUCCUGCCUGUUAGCUCCGCGGCUAACUCCGCUGGGAAAACUUGAGGAAAAUCAGGAUUUUCCAGCGUAAUGUUAUGGUUUGUGCUGGUUCUGGUGGGAGUCCGGCUCAGUCCGGGUGUUUGUGGGUCGGUUCUGGUGGUUUUGGGUCUGUUCAGCUCACCUGGCGGCCCUUCGUUUUCAGCCGCUGGUUUAGUAUCAGUGUUAUUACUGUGUUAUUAAUAAUAAACCGUUUUAUUAAUAAAACGGUUUAUAACCCAAACCAAACGGGUUAUAACCCAAACCAAACGGGUUAUAACCCAAACCAAACGGGUUAUAACCCAACACGCAGAAAUCUGACCUUCUCAGUGCAGAUCAGGUGUUUUGAACUCCUAUAUUUUUCCGGGCCAUUUUCCUGAAAGUGGAUCUGAUUGUUGGACUAAACCCAAAAUGUUCUGUCGGUUCUGUUCGGGUUCUGCUGAGAUCACCUGUCUGGACCUGCUGCAGGUCGUUUCCACAUGUAAAAUUAUCACAUUUUGGUUUAAUUUCUGUGAAAAGGCUCUGAAACUGGACCCGGUUCCAGAACCACUCUGGUUCUGGUUCUGAGUUCCAGAAGUUGAAUUCAUGUUGGCAUGAAUUGGGUCAGAACCAGGUGGUUCCUGUUGGGUAAUGACCCAGAGGUUCUGGUUCAUCAGAACCAACCAGCCCACAUCACCACUCCUCCUCCUAACGAUCGGAGCAGGAAGCUCAGCUCGGGUUCAGUUGGAGCUUCCUGGUUCUGGUUCCGUGUCCAGAGAAACCGGGCUGUGAUUGGCUGGAGGAGCAGAUGGUUGUCCAAUGGAUGGGAGCGCUGGACGUUCCUGGAGGUUCCUGGAGAUUCCAGGAUGUUCCUGGAGAAUCCUGGAGGUUCCUGGAGAAUCCUGGAGGUUCUUGGAGAUUCCAGGAAGUUCCUGGACGUUCCUGGAGAAUCCUGGACGUUCCUGGAGAUUCCAGGAUGUUCAUGGACGUUCCUGGAGAAUCCUGGCGGUUCUUGGAGAUUCCUGGAUGUUCCAGGAGAAUCCUGGAUGUUCCUGGAGAAUCCUGGAGGUUCCUGGACGUUCCUGGAGAUUCCAGGAUGUUCCUGGAGAAUCCUGGACAUUCCUGGAAUCUCCUGGACGUUCCUGGAAUCUCCAGGACGUUCCUGUGGGGCAGAUCUAUCCUCUCUGCUCUGGUUUGGUUUUCCCAGUUUUCCUGGGUUUUCCUCUCCUUUUGGAGUGUUCUCCCAGAUUUUCUGUCUCCUAGAGUAUUUUCCCAGUUUUCCCAGUUUUCCUCUCCUGGCUCAGUUUUCCCAGUUUUCCCCUCCUCCCCCUCUCAGCCUCCCGCUGCAGAGCCGGGAUCGGGUUUCUCAGGCGGCUGAGAGGCGGCGGAGGAGGAGGAGGAGAUCAGGUUUCUUCCUCCUCCUCCUCUUCCUCCCCCAUCGUCCUGGAGACAGAGUGGCUGAGCCGAGGAGGAAAACAUGCAAUCCGGCCCGCUCCUCUUCCUCCUCCUCCUCUUCCUCAGCGCCGCAGCUCAGCAGAUAAAUAAAGGCAGUAAUGGCAGCCGGAGCACACAGGAGCCAUUCUUCUUCUUCUUCUUCUUCUUCUUCUUCUUCUGCUUCUUCUUCUUCCUCCUGUUGCUGCAGCUCCAGCUGAGAUUCUUUUUCCACUGAACUGAUUCAUUUUACCUGAAUCACUUCCAUUAGACUGGAUCUCUGGAGGAGAAUCACUGAAUCAGUUUGAUUCAUCUCUGUUUAAUUGAUUCACUUUCAGCUGAAUGAAACUAAUUUACUUUGACUGAGCCACUUAUUGACUCACGUUAACUGAAUCUGUUUCACUGAAUCACUUUGAAACGAAUCACUGAUUCACAUUUAUUUGAAUCACUUCCAACUGAAUCAGUUUCAUGUGAUUUGAACUGAUUCACUACAGCUGAACCAGUUCCUCUGAACCAGUUCAGUUGCUCCAGUUCUUUUCUCUCUGAUGAAGUGAAUCAUUUUUCUUAUUUUCUGAACGUUUCGUUGGACUGAAACCCAAACGGUUCUGCUCUGAGACUUUUUGGGUUUCUGAUCAGAACCGGUUCAGAUGAGUAUUGGUACCAGGUUUCAGUCCGACCUGCUGCUGCAGAGGGUUUAUUGGGUCGGGUUGGUUCUGGGACAGACCGGUUCUGAUCUUCACUAAAAGAUCUGAACAGACUGGGCUGAGGUUCUGGUUCUCCUUCCUGUUGGGUUCUGGUUCUGGAAGGCUCCUCCCUCCCUGCCUGGUACCGUCUGAAGGUCGGUCCGGCCUCCAGGUUCUGUCUCGGGUCUCCUGUGAUUCUAUCCGUCUGCUGCAAACAACCGGGCCCGGCGGUUCUGACCCGCUCAGAUAGCCUCAGCUCCUGCAGGCUGCAGAGCCGGGUCCAAACCUGCCCCCAGCUCAGCGCUGGGUUUUCCUGGAGGCUGUGAACGCACCACGGCCUUUUGGUGCUGCAUUCAGGAACCGGAUUAACGACCCGGAAAAAUCAGAGAUUAAAAUCAUAUUUUCUCCUGAAAGAGCUGAAAUAUGA